GUCUGGAAGCCUUUUCACCUAUGUUGCUGUUCCUCUGCUUGACUGGGAAUGUGAAAUGAACAAUAAGUCCUUAAUGUAAAGCUGAGGUUAAAGUGUGUCAGGAGGAAAACCUACCAAACCCCGAAACACUGUUGAGUAGAUACACUUUCAACAUGAACCGUGCAUUUAGUAGGAAGAAAGACAAAACAUGGAUGCACACUCCUGAAGCCUUAUCAAAGCAUUAUAUUCCCUAUAAUGCAAAGUUUCUUGGCAGUACAGAAGUGGAGCAGCCCAAAGGCACAGAAGUUGUAAGAGAUGCUGUUAGAAAGUUAAAGUUUGCAAGACAUAUCAAGAAAUCUGAAGGCCAGAAGACACCUAAAGUUGAGUUACAAAUCUCAAUCUAUGGUGUAAAAAUUCUAGAUCCAAAAACAAAGGAAGUUCAACACAAUUGCCAACUCCAUAGGAUAUCAUUUUGUGCUGAUGAUAAAACUGACAAGAGGAUAUUUACUUUCAUAUGCAAAGACUCAGAAUCAAAUAAGCAUCUGUGCUAUGUAUUUGACAGUGAAAAGUGUGCCGAAGAGAUAACUUUAACAAUUGGCCAAGCAUUUGACUUAGCUUACAGGAAAUUUCUGGAAUCUGGAGGAAAAGAUGUUGAGACAAGGAAACAGAUCGCAGGUUUACAGAAAAGAAUUCAAGAAUUAGAAACUGAAAACACAGAACUGAAGAACAAAGUUCAAGAUUUGGAAAACCAGUUAAGGAUAACACAAGUGCAUGCACCUCCACUGCUGCACAUAAAGUGUGAUAAUGAUGAACAUAUGUUUCAAAGACCCUCUACUUUUUUCUGGUGUAACAAUGAGGAUUCACCACCUCCUUGUUUAGAUAUCUCUUCCAUUACGCUUACUCCUAGGAGUUCUCCUGACUCUAGACUACCAGCUGGAUUGUUAAUACCACCACCUUCAAAAAGUGGUCUUCCAAAGCCAUCCAGUGAAUACAGUUGUCCGAGACCUCGUGCAAGCUGUGUGACACCUAAAUCGCCCUCCACUGACAUCUUUGAUAUGGUUCCCUUUUCUCCCAUAUCCCCUCAGUCAUCAACACCUACUCGCAAUGGCACACAGCCUCCUCCAGUACCCAGUAGAUCUGCAGAGAUCAAGAGAGACCUUUUUGGGGCAGAACCUUUUGACCCUUUUAGCUGCGGAGCAGGAGAUUUCCCUCCAGACAUUCAGUCCAAGCUAGACGAGAUGCAGGAGGGGUUCAAAAUGGGAUUAACUCUUGAAGGCACAGUAUUUUGUCUUGACCCACUAGACAGCAGAUGCUGAUGCCAAGAAACUAAAUGUGAAAUUCUUACACAGUAUUUUUUAAUUCUGAACAUGUAUUCACAAAUAUUAUCCAUGUGCCAAAAUAUGCUUUUUUUUCAACAUGUGAACUCGUUUGAGGUUUGCUUCUGUAAAAAAAAAAAAAAAAAAAAAAAGAAAAAAAAAAGAAAAAAGACUUAGUUCCAGUCUUUCCCUGUACAAAUGUAUAAAGUUGUACUUUGAAAUAUGAAUUAAAUUACACUGUUGUUUCUUUCCCUCGCACUUUGGCCCAAGUUUACUACUCUUUACUACUAUUUGCCUGGAAGCGUUCUUCAGAAAGCUCACACGUACCUCUCUGCAGAGAUGCAAGCAUGAUUUUCACGUAAUGCUUUACUUGCCAGUAUUUUGAAAAUAAGCUUUUAAGCCAUUAUUUCAAGUUCCAUCUGUGAAAUGAUUAAUUGCAGUUGCAAUGAAAAAGCAGAAAAUAUUAACCAUUAAUAUAUGCUUAAAAAGUUGGUAUGCCUUGUAAUUAAUUUCUAUUACUGUGUACAGUUAUUACACUGUAUAUCUGUUAUUCACUUAUAAAAUCCGCAAGAUUUUUAGGUCAUUAAAUCAUGUUUUAGAAGCUUACAAAUAGUGUGUUACUUAGCAUUUAAUAGCAUAGGAGAGCUGCUAAAUUGCAGAAAUGAAGAAGUACCUACUCUCUGUUUUGUUUUAUAGCUGAACAGUAAAGUGUACCAUUUGGAAUUGAUUACAAAACAAAAUUCAUAAUGAAAAUUUGAACGUAAGACUAGAAUUUUGCUUCUACUGACGGAUUUAUGUGAUGUUGUGCACAAGCAGGCACUCUUUGCAGAGGUUAAUUCUGUGAGCUACUUUCAGCACCGGAGUGUUCAGUUGGGCUGUUGAGCAUCGUUUUCAUAGUCUCCUUUGAUGUUCUGUGUCUUAAUAUAAGUUUGAAGCUUGCCGCAAGUUUUCGGUCCUUCAUACUCACUUGUUUUUCAUGUUACACAAGCAACUGCACACCAAAACUUUCAGCUGCUAAUGAUUUUAACGCUGACCUUUCUAUGCAUACUCUUCACUAACCUUCAGCACAAGCAAUAAAAUAAUAUCUGGAGCUUAUCUCAGAAAAGGAUUAUCAUUACUCUUUCAAGGCCCAAACCCCACGUUUGCUCAAUUUAAUCCUCUUAACAAUUCUGUUAUUCUCCCCUUAAAACAGAAAGAUGUUGAUAAAAAUAAAAAACAAACUAAGAGCAUUUUGGAUAUUUUUUCCUUGUUUUCCAGAGAGGCCUUUUUCUGACACUUACGGUUUACAGUUUACACAAAAAUGUAUUUUUGCAAUUUCAUUAAAAUAUGUGUAUUUUUACACCCCCUUCAACAAAGUCCUUCAAAAGUCUGCUGAGAUGAUGUUAUUCCUUUGCUGAGUUUGACUCAUGCUCAUAUACCCUGCUCAAUUGGGAUGCCAAUGUUCUGCAUUGCAUUAGUCUUCCUCUCUAUAAUUCUUCAUUGAAUAUUCAUAUAGAGUAUCAUAUAUAUUAAAAAAUAUAUAUCUAUAAAAUCACUAACAAAUAGAAUAGUAUGUUUCAUAAAGAAAAGUCUUUAUAAUUUUGUUUGUCAUAUAGUAUUUUGGAAUUUGUAUAAUGAGGGUGUUUAGUAGCCAUAGUAAUGGCCUUUUUUUAACAAAUAGAAUUUGUAUUUUUAUUGUACUUUAAAAAGCUUUACAUAAUAAGCGUAUAUUUAGUGGUCAUUUAUUACCGAUCAUAACACCAAAAUAAAUAAUAUUUGCACAUUUUAAGAACUGUUUUUCGUUACUGAUUUUUAUGAUAGUUGACUGCAAAUGGCAUGAUUACAUAUUGCAUAACUGGUCAAUCCAUACAAAAAUACUUAACACAGCACGACAUUUUUAAUGAAAAGGUUGCGUGAUCCAAUUGGAAACUGUAUUUCUAUGUAAAUUGAAAUGUCUGUUUAAUUUUGCCUAAAAUAAAUGUUUUUAAAUAAAUUGCAUCCUGGAA
Molecule: messenger RNA, 3280 nt
Organism: Centrocercus urophasianus (Greater sage-grouse)
Lineage: Eukaryota; Metazoa; Chordata; Aves; Galliformes; Phasianidae
Gene: GULP1
Product: GULP PTB domain containing engulfment adaptor 1
Exons: 12
Coding region: 153-1295 (380 amino acids)
Source: RefSeq, a predicted model, not a curated record